This is a messenger RNA of Nothobranchius furzeri (turquoise killifish), 7018 nucleotides long. The record is from RefSeq and is a predicted model, not a curated record. Lineage: Eukaryota; Metazoa; Chordata; Actinopteri; Cyprinodontiformes; Nothobranchiidae.
GGGGGGGGUGUUAGGACACAAUACAGAAUAAUAAACAACUAUUUAUGUUUCUCUUAUUCACGCGUGUGAUGAUGUAAUGAAACGGAAGACCAAUCAAACUGCUUCACAGAGGUUUUAGAGAAGUCCAGGACAUGAAAUCCACGUUGAUGCAACAGCUGUGCAGUUUCCUGGCUCUAACUCAGACUAAGAGUUGCGAUUAUAAAAUGUACCAACUCUCCUGAACUUGUCUCACACUGACGACUCGGUGACUCGAGAGGAAAUGGACAGCCUCACAAAGGUCCCUGGCUGCUGCAGCUGGCCAGGAGCCUGACCACGCCCAUGGCUGUGCCCAUGGCAGCUGUUACCCGGCAACAGGAGACCUGUUGGUGGGAAGGGAGAAAAACUUGAAGGCCUCGUCCACAUGUGGCAUGAGAAAAAAAGAGCCGUACUGCAUCGUCAGCCAUUUACAGGAGGAGAAGAAGUGCUUUGAGUGCGACUCCAGACGUCCAUAUGACCCGAUCUACAACAUUAACAAUCACCGGGUGGAGAAUGUUAUUACCACCUUCAAACCUCACCGCAAAAAGUCCUGGUGGCAGUCCGAGAACGGGAAAUCGGAUGUUUUUAUUCAGCUGGAUCUGGAGGCGGAGUUUCACUUUACUCAUCUGAUCAUGACGUUUAAGACCUUCCGCCCAGCAGCCCUGCUAAUCGAACGGUCAGCAGAUCUUGGCCGCUCCUGGCAGGUCUAUCGCUACUUCGCUCACGACUGCGCUGAAUCCUUUCCUGGAGUUUCCCAGGGUCCGCUGCGUACCAUUAAUGAUGUCAUCUGUGAGUCACGUUAUUCAGACAUCGAGCCGUCAACAGAGGGUGAGGUCAUCUACAGAGUUCUGGAUCCAUCCAUCAGUAUUGACGACCCAUACAGCCCCAACAUCCAGAAUCAGUUGAAGAUCACCAACUUGAGAGUUAACUUCACCAAACUUCACACUCUUGGAGAUAACCUCCUGGACCCCCGAGCGGAGAUCAAAGAGAAGUACUACUACGCCAUCUAUGAGCUCAUUGUGCGCGGAAACUGCUUUUGCUACGGCCACGCCUCAGAGUGUGCCCCCAUCGAGGGCAUCAGGGAUGACAUCGAAGGAAUGGUUCAUGGCAGAUGUGUGUGUAACCACAACACCAAAGGUUUAAACUGUGAGCAGUGCGAUGACUUCUAUAACGACCAGCCCUGGAGACCUGCGGAGGGGCGCAACACCAACGCCUGCAAGAAGUGUAACUGCAAUGGCCACUCAAACGUUUGUCACUUUGACAUGGCCGUUUAUUUGUCCACGGGAAGAGCCAGCGGUGGAGUGUGUGAUGACUGUCAGGACAACACAAUGGGACGCAGCUGUGAGAUGUGCAAACCGUUUUACUACAAAGACCCCACCAGGGACAUAAGAGACCCGCAAGUCUGCAGAGCGUGCGACUGUGACCCAGACGGGUCCCAGAACGGAGGGAUGUGUGACACCCACAGUGACCUGUCGCUCGGCAUGGUGGCGGGUCAGUGCCGCUGCAAGGCUAACGUCGAGGGGCCGCGCUGCGACAAGUGCAAGUCCGGCUUCUUCGGCCUGAGCCUGACCAAUCCUCAGGGCUGUGAACCUUGUCGAUGUGACCGUAGAGGAACGGUUUUUGGCGGUUCCCCAUGCGAUCCUUUCAGCGGAGACUGUAUCUGCAAGCGGCUUGUGACCGGACGCAGCUGUGACCAGUGUCUGCCGGACCACUGGGGGCUGAGCCACGACCCGAGCGGCUGCCGAGGCUGUGAGUGCGACAUCGGAGGAGCGCUUGACAACCAGUGCUCCAUGGAGAGCGGACAGUGCCGCUGCCGCAGCCACAUGACGGGGCGUGAGUGCACACAGGUGGAAUCUGGAUAUUUCUUUAUGGCUCUGGAUCACUUCCUUUAUGAGGCAGAGUUUGCUCGAAUGGAGAAGGGUUGUCUCUUAGAGACGAGGGAACACCAGCCUGGUCGUCCUGCUUCGUGGACAGAUUUAGGGUUCGCUCGGGUUCCUGAAGGUGGCCUUCUGGAGUUUGUUAUUAAUAAUGUCCCUUACUCCAUGGAAUAUGAUUUACUCAUCCGCUACGAAUCACAGAUGCCCCGAGACUGGGAGGAGGUGCGGAUAACGGUGAUCCGACCAGGACUGAUUCCUACCAGCAGCCCCUGUGGAAACACCAUCCCAGACGACGACCGACUUAUCGUGUCUCUGCCGGCCGGAUCCAGGUUCGUGGUACCUCUUCAGCCUGUGUGUUUGGAGGAAGGUGUGACUUACACGCUUCGGUUUGAGUUCACACGCUAUCAAGACGCCAACAGCAUCCUCAACGGAGCGGCCUUCGCCGUCAUCCUCGUAGACUCUAUUGCGCUGAUGCCGCGUCAUUCCUCCAUGGAGAUGUUCAACGCUGGAGAUCCUGCCUCUAACAUCAGGAAGCAGACCUACGAGCGGUACCGGUGCUAUGAGGGGACAAAGAGCGUGAUCCGCCCACAGAUGAGCGACACCUGUGCCAAACUAAUCAGCAGCAUGUCGGCUGUUAUAAACAACGGAGCUCUGUCUUGUAACUGCGACCCUCAGGGGUCCAUCAGCUCCAUUUGUGACGUGCGUGGGGGCCAGUGCCGCUGCAGACCCAACGUGAUUGGACGACGCUGUGACCAGUGUGCACCAGGAACUUAUGGUUUCGGACCUUCAGGCUGCAUACCCUGCGAAUGCAGCUUGGAAGGAUCAGCUACGCCACUUUGUGAUAAGUUUAGCGGCCAGUGCCAGUGCCAUCCCGGGGCGUUUGGCCAACGGUGCGACGGAUGUCGGACGGGUCACUGGGGCUUUCCCAGCUGCCGACCCUGCCAGUGUAACGGACACGCAGACCACUGCCAGCAGAGAACCGGAGCGUGCAUCAGCUGCAGGGACAACACAGGAGGAGACAAGUGUGAGAGGUGUGCCAAUGGUUACUAUGGUAACCCUGUUUUAGGCACAACACCGGGGGGUCAGUGUCGGCCAUGCCCCUGUCCAGAUGGUCCUAACAGUGGACGCCAUUUUGCCACAUCCUGUUACCAGGACAAUCGCAACAGACAAGUUAUCUGCAACUGUAACCAAGGCUACACAGGUGCUCGAUGUGAGGAAUGCGCCCCAGGUUAUUAUGGUAAUCCCUCUCAGCCGGGAGGGCGCUGCCAACCUUGUCAGUGCAACAACAACAUAGACAUGUCAGACAUGGACGCUUGUGACAGGCAGACUGGAGAGUGCAGGAAAUGUCUUUACAACACAGAAGGACCGAACUGUGGCAUCUGCAAGAGUGGAUACUUUGGGGAUGCGUCCAGACGAAACUGCAGGAAGUGCACGUGCAACUUUCUGGGUACUGAGCACAGUCAGUGCAUAGAGCGGGAGGACUGCGUGUGCCAGCGCGCCUCAGGCCAGUGCCAGUGUUUGCCGAAUGUCGUAGGGCUGACGUGUGACCACUGCGCCCCAAACCAUUGGAAUCUGGCCAGUGGGAUGGGCUGUGAGUCCUGCAGCUGCGACCCCAGUAACUCUGUAACGUCCUCCUGUAAUGAGUUCACCGGCCAGUGUCAAUGCAGGGAAGGAUUUGGAGGAAAGACCUGCACCGACUGCCAGGAAAACUACUGGGGCAACCCCAGGACGCAGUGCAGAGCUUGUGACUGCGACUGGCGUGGGAUUGAGACCUCCCAGUGCCACCGAGUGACUGGUCACUGUGUCUGCCAGCAGGGGGUGUCGGGGGUUCGCUGUGACCAGUGUGCCAGAGGUUUUGCUGGUGUUUUCCCCAACUGCCAGCCCUGCCACCAGUGCUUUGGGGACUGGGAUCGUGUCGUGCAGGACUUGGCAGUGCGCACGAAGACUCUUGCCGAGCGUGCACAUGAGAUUCAAACCACUGGGCUCACCGGUCCCUAUGAGAAAAUCUUCAUAGAGCUAGAGGAGAAACUGGCACAGGCUCAGAGCAUCGUGAAUGCACGUAACGCCACUGCUGCAGCUGUGUCGGUCCUGAUGGAGCUCAUCGAGGAUCUUAGAGCGCACAUCGGUGAGACAACGGAGACCUUAAACCGUCUGGAAGGAGACUUGACCAUCGUCCAAGACAGGAACUCUGAUGCGAGCAAGGAGCUGAGUGCUCUGGAAAGAGAGGCCAAAGAGCUGAACCUCACCUCGGCGCAGCUUCACCACCAACUAGAUGUCCUAAAAAACUCCAACUUUUUAGGGGCGUACGACAGCAUCCGGAGCUCCUACAACAGGUCUCGUGACGCAGAACGACGCGCUAACGAAUCGACCACCACCAGGCCGAGCACCAUCAGCCAGUCUGCAGACACCCGCCGCCGAACCGAGCGCCUCAUCGCUGCGAAGAAAGACGACUUCAGUCGUAAGAACACUGCAAACAAGCGUGUGCUGGGAGACCUCAAUGCCAGAGCCCAGCGCCUCGACAUGAAGAAAAUCAAUGAGAAGGUGUGCGGCUCCUUGGGUGAUGCUCCUUGCGGAGAGAGCCCGUGUGGAGGAGCAGGUUGCCGUGACGACGAAGGGAACCGUCACUGCGGAGGCCUGAACUGUGGCGGAGCCGUGGCAGCAGCUGACGGUGCUCUGGAGAGAGCCAGACAUGCAGAGAAGGAGCUGAGCGAGGCUAUGGGGGAGAUGCAAGGACUUUUUACUAAGGUGGCAGAAGCUAAGUCUCAGGCAGAAGAGGCAAAGGGAAAAGCUAAAGCUGCUCUGGAUAAAGCCACCGCCACAAAAAACAAAGUGGAACGCUCCAACAAUAACCUCAGAGACCUCAUCAAACAGAUCAGGGGGUUCCUUACUCAAGAAGGAGCGGACCCGGACAGCAUCGAAGCGGUGGCGAACCACGUGUUGCAGCUCUCCAUCCCUGCUUCGCCCCUCCAGAUCAGACAUCUCGCAGAUGAAAUCAAAGAUCGAGUCCGCAGCCUCUCCAACGUGGACGCCAUCUUGCAGCAGACGCAGGAUGACGUCCGCAAAGCGGAGAAGCUGCUGCUGGACGCUAAGCGGGCUAGGCAUCAUUCUGAGGGAGUGAAGACGACAGCAGAGACGGUGAAGCAGGCCUUGGUGGACGCAAGAACAGCCCAGGCUUCGGCUGAGAAAGCUAUCGCUAAAGCUAAAGCUGACAUCGGGGAGACUGAGUCUCGACUGGCACAGAUUCGGUCGGAAGCAUCCGACGGUGAGAGGAACCUGGAUGACGCAGUGGUCCGCCUCGGCACGCUGGAGCAAGAGAUCAACGUCCUGAAGACCAAACGGGCCAACAACAGCAUGGCGGCGGCCAGAGCCGAGGAGACGGCCACGAUGGCUCGAGAGAAGGCAAACGAAGCCAAGCAGAUUUUAGACGGCCAGCUGACCGAUAAAUACAACGAGGUGCAGCAGCGAGUUGACACCAAAGCCAAGGCUGUGCACGGCGCCAAGAACAAGGCAGAAGGUCUCAGAGAAGAGGCGAAGAAGCUGCUGAAGGACGCUCAAAACAAGCUGCAGAAACUAGCAGAACUGGAGACAAAUUAUGAAGACAACCGGAGAAGACUGGAGGGCAAAGCCCGGCAGCUGGACGGUUUGGAGGACAAGAUGAGAGACAUCCUCAAAGACAUCAACAAACAGAUCCAGAUAUACAACACGUGUCAGUAACUUGCCGCUCCACGCUCCAAAGGAAACACGUCCAUUUUCGUGUCGCUCUGAUUUAGUCGUUAAAUACAAAAACCAUAAACGGUGUCCUGUUGUUGCACAACUGAACUUGUAAAGUUUGUCUGUCAGCACAUAUUUUACUGUAAAUGUAGUUUGUGACGUAAUUUUAAUUUUAUUUUGAAAAAGGUAUUAUUGAAUGUAAGCCUUUUAAUUCAGAAUAUCCCAAAAAUAAAUAACGAUGCACAAGUGUGGAGGAAAAAGAUGCUUUGAAACAAUCAGUUGGUUGAUUUUUCUAUGUUCUAUAUCUGUAGUUGCGGUUUUGUUGUAUGUGUUUGGAGUUCAGAUAGUUUUUUACGCAGGAUGACUGAGCAGGCUUCUGUGACCCUGUCAUAAACAUGUUGGGAAUUUAUCAUCAGUUUUCUUGCAGCAGAAACAAAAUUAAAAGAAAAAAAGAAAAAACGAAUCUUAAAGAGCAAGUCGCCCUCAAAUCAACUUUUUUUCUGAUAAACUGUAUAAAUGUGUGUCUAAUCGUGCUGCAGACACGUGUCGUCAGUAGUUUGGCACUUUAGAGCAUCUUAGUAAAAAUUUUAAUUUUCUGCCUAAAACUGUCAGUGUUGUGCCGUUGUCAGGUAAAAACUCUGCACUGCCGUUGAAUUUAAAUCUGCCAUCGCUAUUGGCUAAGAGGUACCCUAGAACGUUAGCUGGUACCAUAUGAUGUCACAAUGUCGUUGUGAGCCUGUGUGUGUGUGUGUGUGUGUGUGUGUGUGUGUGUGUGUGUGUAUUUGUUAGCGGCUCCACCCUCUCGAUCUGCUAGGCAACAGCAUUUGUUGCAUUUUUCAAACAGGAAGUGGGAGAGAAGUACUACUCUGGUAGGGGGUGACUUGCUCUUCAAGGACAGAAUUCACAACAGCAGAUUUGCUUAAAUUUUAACAGAUUAAAAAAACUCACAUUUUAAUUUAGGGGGAAAUGUUGACAUAAACAAACGCUUCAACAAGUCGAGUCUAUCAGUAAGCAACCACCAGGUUUCCAGGUCAGACCUUUUUCUGUUCUGUGUUCUUGUUGGUUUUUUUAUAGACAACAAUGAGACAUGGGGGUUCAUUAUCUACCCUUUUGGGUAAUAAACCCACAUUUUUGCAUCGAUAAAACUAGAAACUGCUGCAGCGAAUAAUUCCCAUGUAGUGAUGAAACGUGUGUAGUAACUCAUUGAAGUAAAAGCGUUUAAUAAUUAAACUUGUGCCUUAAACUGACAGUAUUGUGAAAUUAUUUCAUUUCUGCAUGAUAAGUUGUGUUUUUAAGAGUAUAAUGCAAUUGUACUUAUUACAAGUUUCAAGAUAAGAGACAAUUACCAAAGUGAAAACACCAAAACAAAUUUGUCAAGUUUUACAAUGUAAAUAAACAGAAAUUGUUCAAAAUUA